AUGGCGGACAAUCUCGUUUCUUUUAUAAAAUGAAAUUAGAAAUCUAUUUAUUUUUAUUUUUACGCACAAAAUGUCACAAAAGUCAAUAGAGGAUACUAUAACAGAUGUUGUGAAAGAGAUAUUGCGUGGUGAGGCUGUAGAGGAGGCCUUUUGCUCUGUGAUUUUACACACGGAGGAAUCAGCGCAAUGGAAGAAAGAUCACUGCUUCAACAGCCUCAAAACAGCCCUGGCCAGCCUACCUCAGGAAAGCCUAGACACAGCUUUGAAAUGUUACAUCACACAGAUUUAUAGCAUUCAAAAUGCCAGUAGGGUAGACCUGUUGCUCGAUCUCCUAGAGGCCUUGGUGGAGAACAACAUUGUCCCUGCUAAGCCAAUAUGUGAUGCUCUAUUAGAGCAUGAGCUCCUGCAGUACAAGGCCAGUCUUAUGUGGACCAAAACAUUCCAGUUAAUGAGGAAAAUUAUUGGUGGAGUAGACUACAAAGGAUGUAGAGAUUUGCUGCGUGGAAUCUUGGAGAAAUGUCAGGGAGUGAAGCAGGAUGAAAAUGUGUCAGUUAUGCCUGACAUUGAUACAGCUGUAAAUUUAGUGGCCCACAUUCUUGAUCGUAAUGUGUGUCUGUUACCAGCCUAUCUUGCAGUCAAUGAAAUCAACAAGGUUUGUCCUGAGGACAAAAAGUGGCCUCACUGGAAGAUGGGGUCUAUUCUAGCUGAUUUUGUACAUAGCUUUCGUCCAGCUGCCUUAAUGGUUACAGUUUCUGGACGCUCUCAUCUCCUACCAGUAGUGGGUCAUUCUAACGCAGUCUCCACUAGCAAUGUAUGGCGUCUCAGUUCUAACUGUCUCAAGUUUCCCCUGAAUGGACCUCUUCCUUAUGACAAGGAGCUGUAUGAGCCUCAGACUGGGUUGUUACGCUAUGUUCUAGAACAGCCCUACUCCAGAGACAUGGUCUGUAACAUGCUGGGACUCAAUAAACAGGUAAAACAACGAUGUGAGGUUCUUGAGGAACAGCUGGUUGACCUAGUUGUCAUGGCAAUGGAGAGGUCAGAGAAUGAUAAUGCUACCAAUGAUGAAUGCCUGAGUCAGUUGCUAUGGCAACAUUUAUCCAGCCAAGUCAUUUAUUUUGUGUUGUUCCAAUUUGCCAGUUUUCCCCACAUGGUUAUGUCCCUUUAUGAGAAGCUGAAAGGUCGCAAUCUCAACAAAGGUCGAGAUCACUUAAUGUGGGUCCUACUGCAAUUUAUAUCAGGCAGCAUACAGAAGAAUCCGCUGAAGGAGUUUCUACCCGUGAUGAAGCUCUAUGAUCUGUUGUACCCAGACAAGGGAACAAUAACGAUGCCGGACGUAAUGAAGGCCCAGUCGACCCACGGAGUCGCUGCUACUUGUAUCUGGAUUCACCUUAACAAGAAAGCCCAGACUGACACCAUCAAGCUGCCACGCCCCAUUCCUUAUGCCCUACAAGAGCACUGCGAAUUUUUGAAGCAGAGUUUGAACAACAAGAAUCUCUCAUUGAAUGACUAUAAGAUAGCUCUUCUCUGUAAUGCCUAUAGCACAAAUAAUGACUUCUUCAAUUUACCAAUGGGAAAACUGGUAGAGAGUAUCUAUGGUGACAAUAAACACACAACAUUGUUGCCUGGCAACAUUGUAGCUUCAGCUCCCACCCAGCCUCUUGCCAUGAGUCUGUUAGACUCACUAACAGUUCACGCCAAAAUGAGCUUAAUACACAGUAUAGUUCACCGUGUGAUAAAACAGGCCAAGUCUAAGCAGACGAUUGCUCAGUCCCCAGCACUGAUAGAGACUUAUAGUAGACUUCUAGUGUAUAUGGAGAUAGAAUCUCUUGGAAUCAAAGGAUUCAUUAGCCAGUUACUGCCUACUGUGUUCACUCACAAUGCAUGGGGAAUUCUUCAUACCCUCCUCGAGAUGUUCAGCUACCGCCUUCACCACACACAGCCACACUACCGCAUACAGCUUCUGAGCCAUCUACAUCACCUAAGUCAGUCAGCUCAAACCAACCAGAACCAGCUACAGUUGUGCAUGGAGAGUACAGCCCUGAGGUUGAUUACGGGACUGGGGAGCUUUGAGGUGCAGCCACAGCUGUCCAGAAUAUUUAACGAACCAGGACGACCGGGGUUCCUGUCUAAUGAGUCAGAGGAGCUUAAUAGAGCUCUAGUUCUCACAGUGGCUCGUGCCAUGCAUGUCACAGGUGUGGAUAGUUUUUCAGCCACCUGGCUGAGGGAGAUUCUGAACCAGAUCAUGACCAACACCCCACACAACUGGUCCCCCAACACACUGGCUAACUUCCCCUCCAGUCUGGCCGAGUUCUUCCAGUCACAGCCCCAGCAUCGCGACGAUAAAAACACACUGAAAAGAAAUGUUGAUGCUGAGUACAAAAAAUGGAAAACCAUGGCCAAUGAGAAUGAUAUCAUCGCUCAUUUCUCCAUGCAGGGGUCGUCCACCGUGUUCCUGUGUAUUAUCUGGAAAACAUUGCUAGAGGAGAAUCGAGUUCCAUCCAUAGCAUACAAGGUUUUGGAUCGUCUCGGACCUCGGGCAGUCUCGGCACAUCUGAGAACAUUUGCCGAUUACAUUGUGUCAGAACUUAAUGUCAAUUCUGCAGGAGGCCAACAUUUUCACAAGGCGAUUGACUCUUUAAAUGAGAUGGUGUGGAGAUACAACAUUGUUACCAUAGACAGAUUAAUCCUCUGUCUGGCCUUGAGGAAUGUAGAUGAAGAUGCCCGCCUUUGUUAUCUUCUGAUCCACAUGUUGCUGCUAAAACCUCAAGACUUCAAAUCCAGAGUCCAGGAGUUUGUUAAAGAGAAUUCUCCUGAACAUUGGCUACAGAGCAACUGGCAUGAGAAACACAUGGCUUUCCACAGGAAAUAUCCUGAAAAGUUCUACUUUGAGGGAAUCCAAGAUCUAAACAGUCCUAUCCAACACCAGUAUCUGCCAGUGUAUUUUGGGAAUGUCUGUCUUAGAUUUUUACCAGUCCUGGACAUUCUGUUACAUAGAAUAUUAGAACAGCCCUCCCUCACCACUAGUAACUUGAACCUGUUUGAGAAAAUACUAGAGAGCCUGGGUGUUCUCUACAAGUUUCAUGAUCAUCCCAUUACCUAUCUGUACAACACACUGCAUUACUACCACAAGAUCUUGGUCCAGAGAGCAGCAUACAAACGGAGGCUAGUCACCACCAUCUGGAAUGCCCAUCAGGAGAUCCGGCUCAGCUCCUGGUUCCUGACAGAAGAUUAUCAGAGAUUUGCCCAUGAUGAGAGUCUGGAUUGGAAUCCAGAUCUGGAUUAUUAUGUCAGAAUCAUCGGCAGACUUGUAGACACUAUUGAUGGUAAGAGCCCCUUCCCUAACUGUGACUGGAGAUUUAACGAGUUUCCGGGACCCGCUGCACAUGCUCUGUAUGUGACCUGUGUAGAGUUGAUGGCACUUCCUGUGCCGGGUAAUGUAGUGGGGAAUUCCCUCUUGGACGUGGUGAUGAAGAGUUCCACUCAGGUACAGCGGGACAAGGUCAUGUCGUGGAUGAAUGCUGUAGGACUGGUUCUGACAGCCUUGCCUGAGGCCUACUGGAGUGCCCUGAACAGCAAGAUAGGGGAGACAAUCUGUAGUCAUCCACUGACAGUACAGGGGGGAUGUCAACCAUUCCAGGUGUUUAACUUUACCACCAGUCAGACCGUGUUUGCCGAGCAACACAUGACCUACUUAUUGGCCCUGUCUCAUGCUGUGUGGCACCAUGCAGGAAUUGGACAGUUAUCUCAGCUCAAUGUAUUUUUGAGGGAUCACCUGAAGCCAGUGGUGAAGACGGAGGAACAGUUCCUUUAUGUGUGUCACCUGGUGGGUCCAUUCUUACAGCGACUUCACUCCGAGAAAACUAAAAGUCUCAUGGAGUUGGUUGUGGAGCUGUAUGAAAUUUUGGUCAAUGUGGAUAAAUCAUGUGACCACCUGCGAUACCUUGACCCAAUUACAGAUUUCCUAUACCAUAUCAAGUACAUGUUUGUUGGGGACAGUGUGAAGCAUGACAUUGAGAAAAUAAUCCGGAAUUUCAGGCCGGCCCUGACUCUGAGGCUCAGGUUUAUCUCCCACAUUAACCUAGAGGAAGCCAUGACACCAUUAGCUCCACCCAUGUCUACAUGAGCUUCGUGACAUCAUUCGCUCCACCCAUGUCCACGUGAGCUUUGUUAUACCAUUAGCUCUCAACGAAUGUCUGUGUGAGCUUUGUGACAUCCUUAGCUCCACUCAUCAUAUUUAGAUGAUCUACAAGACACCUGUAGCCAGUGUCUUCAUAAGAGCAAAGUUGGAGCAUUAUUUGUGUCUAAAUCAUAAAAAUAUUUAUGAGUUCACAUUUGACCGAUACAGAGUUAAUGUACAUGUUAAUGAAAGCAGAUGUAAGAUGUACAAGAAAGUAUUGUACAAACCUGACUGAUAUGUUGAGAGCUGUGUUCCUUAAGCAAAAACAGAAUCACUUGACUAUUCAGUAGUCAGUUAUGAUUACAAACUUGUAUCAUUAUUCUUGUGCUCUUUACUAGUGUUAGUCUCUUAGUCAUAUUACAUGUAGUAGAAAUCAGCAUUUAAACUGUGUAAAACACAAUUCAUCCUUGACCAUUUCAAGGGUAGUCUAAUUUACUCUUUGCAUGUACUGUAUGUAUUUCUAAUUUGUUCGUAAAAGAUUCUUAUAAAUGGCACACAUAGUCACAGGUAAUGCUUGGAAACUGAUGAUAUCAUGAUAAUCAUGCAUUAUGUGUAACAUAAUAAACAUUCAGUUUCAUUGA
Saccostrea echinata is the source of this 4758-nucleotide messenger RNA. RefSeq names its product mediator of RNA polymerase II transcription subunit 23-like. The coding region runs from base 71 to 4123 and encodes 1350 amino acids. Gene Ontology annotation, biological process: regulation of transcription by RNA polymerase II; positive regulation of gene expression. Gene Ontology annotation, cellular component: transcription regulator complex; mediator complex. The record is from RefSeq and is a predicted model, not a curated record. The transcript is spliced from 33 exons. Lineage: Eukaryota; Metazoa; Mollusca; Bivalvia; Ostreida; Ostreidae.